AUGGUGCUAUACAUGCAGUCAUCCCAUUCCGCUAUAUAUUUAGAGAUGCACAUAAUUAAACCCAGUAUAGAUCAGGAAACUCAGAUUCCAUCAGAAAGAAGUAUGAAUAAGAAGAAGUUGAAGGUCGGCCAUGGUGAUAUUUUUGGUGGCAACGACCUAAAUCUGUGCGACAUUCUAAGCAGGCUACCAGUGAAAACGCUGAUGAGAUUCAAAUUGGUAUGUACACAUUGGAGAUUUCUAAUCAAAGAAAAUAAAUACUUGAUCGAUUUGCACCUUUUGAGAUCUAAAACACGCCGAGAAGGUAUAAAACUCCUUAUUUCUUCUGUUCUAGGGAGGAAAACGGCUUUGUUCUUUUGUGACUUGUUCCAAGGGGGAACAGCAACUCCCUUAUUAGGUCGUAAAACUACUGAUGAUAAUAUUUUUGAUGAUGCAAUAAUGCUGAAUCCGGUAAACGGGUUGAUCUGUUUCGUUAAACCUUUUGAAGGUUGUGUUCUCAUCUAUAAUCCAAACUCCGGAGAUAAAACAUCUUGGUUAGAAACAAGGACUAGGAAAUUACUGAGAGACCUUGAUGGACAAGCAGUGGACACUUCUAGGAUGAGAUGGGGUUUCGGAUUCGGAUUUGAUCCAGCUACUAAGCAACACAAAGUGGUUUCUGUGUUUGAGACUAUAAAUACAGAAGAAAAAAUCUCCAAUGAGAACCUUCACGGUCUUGAUACUCAACAGUGUGAGGUUUUAACAAUAGGAGGAGUUCGGAAUGAAUGGAGGGAAAUCGAUAAGAAGUUUACUCCGGGUAAAAUAGUUGGUGCAUCUGUUUACGUUAAUGGUGUUAUCUAUUGGUUGGAUGAACACCAAAAGGUUUAUGAAGUCGUAAUGGCAUUUGAUGUUACAAGCGAAAAGUUUAACCAAGUCACUGUGAUCCCUACUUUCAUCAAUAAUCGUUGGCGGGAUUUUCCGGUUAAUGGAGGGAUGCAAACUAUUUGGAUAUAUGUAGAUUUACUAGAAGUUGAUGGGCAUAUAGCUUUGUGGGAAAGAGUGGAUGGAUGUUCUAUUAAUCUAUGGACUUGCGAUGAUAUUAAUACCAACGGCAUAAUUCAUGGGAACUGGAGUGAAGAGAAAAUUAAAUUACCAUUUAACUUGUGGGAUUCGUGCGAUGAUUAUGUAGCCUUUGAAGCGAUUACCGGGGCUCAUCUCAUCCUCUCCAAAAACUUCAAUCAGCAAACGAAGUUCGAAACUCUUUAUUAUUACAACCGGAAAAGGAAGAACAUUGAAAAACAAGUUGAUAUCAAAGGGAUUUUCCGGGAUCAUGAUGCCAUCGGCUUCAAAUUUUCUACUUUCGUGGAUAGUUUGAUGCCUGUUCAGAUUACGAACCCAUGCUACACCCCUGAAUCCAGGGAUUGA
This is a messenger RNA of Papaver somniferum (opium poppy), 1398 nucleotides long. RefSeq names its product putative F-box protein At1g32420. The transcript has a single exon. The coding region runs from base 1 to 1398 and encodes 465 amino acids. Gene Ontology annotation, molecular function: protein binding. Lineage: Eukaryota; Viridiplantae; Streptophyta; Magnoliopsida; Ranunculales; Papaveraceae. The record is from RefSeq and is a predicted model, not a curated record.